ACCAGCAAGAAAUAUGCCAGGAGUUAUAUGACACCAUCAGAAAUGCCAAGUCAGAUGAUGGACAUCUUUUGUGUGAAGCAUUCAUACGUGUUCCAAAAAGAAGGACUGCUGCUGACUACUAUGAUGUGGUGACAACCCCAUUGACUUGCUUAAAAUUCAGCAGAAGCUAAAGACAGAGGAAUAUGAGGACAUUGACCAGCUGACAGCAGAUGUUAUGCUGAUGAUCAACAAUGCCAAAGCUUACUAUAAGAAAGACUCACAGGAAUAUCAUGAUGCCUGUGAUUUGUGGGAACUGUAUGAGGAGGUCAGGGCAGAGUUGAUUGAGGAGACUUUUGGAGAACUGUGUGAACCAUACAGAGAUCACACCCCAGCAGUGAGCACGACCAAGAAACAUCCUGAAGAGCCAGUUCCAGACAGUGAUGCCACUGAUGUUGAUGAAUAUCAGCAAGGGGAAGGAUGAUGAUGUUUUGCAGAUAGGUAUCGAAAACCCUGAUGACGUUCAAGAGGAACAUAGAAGACAAGCAAAAGAAGAUAAGGAAGACAGCAAAGAUGGAGAGGAGAUAGGGAUGGAGGGAGAUGCUGAAAUGGAGAGUCCAGAUGGUAAAUCUGAAACACGCAUGGAUGACUCAGAGGAGUAUGAGCAGCUGUUUGCAGCAGUCAUGACAGCUCGAGAUGGAGAACGCAACAUAAGCGAAAUCUUCCAACUUCUUCCCAGCAGAGUGAAAUACCCAGAGUACUAUCAAGUGAUUAAAAAUCCAAUUGACUUGAAAAUGAUUGCCACAAAGAUACAGGAUGGAAAAUAUAGCAAGCUAGAUGACUUAGAGAGGGACCUCAAUCUCAUGAUUAGAAAUGCCCAGACCUACAAUGAGCCCAAGUCAAUCAUUUUUAAGGAUGCCUGCACUUUGAAGAAAAUCAUCACUGCUAAGAAACUAGAACUGGAAUACAAGAGGACAGGGGUUAUGAAGACCAGUGAAAGAUUACGGACAAGGGAGAGAACUAAUGUUCAGAGAUUGUCAGCCGUGUGCGCUGCCCUUAGGUACCAGUCAGAGGAUGACGACACUGCCUCCAGUCAGAUGGACUUUGAAGGAGAUUCAGAUGGCGAGGAGAGUGAUUCUCCUUUCUGGGCACUGUACUUUGCUGUGAAGAACUACACAUCAUCAGAAGGAGAGAUCCUGUCUCAACCUUUUCUUAAACUUCCAAGUAAAAAAUUUUAUCCAGACUACUACAAAGAAAUAAAGAAGCCAAUGUCACUGUACAAUGUUCGCAAGAAAAUCAAGGCAGGACAAUACCAGUCCUUUGGAGAGUGUGUGAGUGACUUGAAUCUCAUCUUUGAGAAUGCUCGAAAAUACAACCAGGAUGAAUCAAAGAUAUACAAGGAUGCAUGCACUCUGCAGAGAGUUCUUCUUGAGAGGAAGCGGGAACUGGAUAAGGAUGGGGCUGAGGAUGAGACCCCGCUGAAUGUCUCUCCUUUCCCGUUGGCGGUAAGUAAGCGAUUCUUACCGUCUCCUUGUUCUCCUUCUGCUGCUUCCAAGACCCAGGCUGUUUUAUCAGUGAGCAGAGAAGCACCACAACAACCCACUGACAUGACCAAAACUGAUAGGGAGACAGAUGAUGAUCUCAUGCCAACACCAAAGACAAAGCGCAGAUCUGAAUGUGAGGUGAAGAAAAAGACCCCAAAGAGGGCCCCAGAAGAUGGAUUGAGGAAGCGACUCAACAUUUUGUACCGAAUUGUAUAUGAGUAUCAGGAUGUAAAUGGGCGAAUGUUGCGGAACAUAUUCAUGGGGUUGCCAUCUCGCAAAGACUACCCUGACUACUACCAGGUCAUAAUGGAGCCUAUAGACAUGACCAUGAUUGAAGCCAAGAUCAAGGCAGACAAGUACCCCAAUGAGCAGGCCCUGCUGUGUGACUUUGAACUUAUGUUCAACAAUGCCCGCCACUACAACGAAGAAGGCUCACAGGUGUAUCAGGAUGCUGACACUUUGGAUCGCAUUUUGCGGACAAAAUGGCGGUCCAUGAGCCAGUCGCGGGCUCUCACAAGCAAGCGGUCAAGGUCAAAAGUAUCAUCACCCUUGUCUCAGAAGCUCCAAGACAUGUAUGAAACAGUACGCGACUACCAAGAUCGUGCAGGCCGAACGCUGUCCACCCCUUUCAUCAAGCUGCCUCUCAAGAGCGACUACCCAGACUAUUAUGAAGUGAUAAAGAAGCCAAUGGACAUGCAGCGUAUACAACAAAAACUACUGGCUAACCAGUAUGAGAGUGUUGAGGACAUGGUGGCUGACUUUGUGCAAAUGUUUGAUAAUGCCUGCAAGUACAAUGAGCCAGAGUCAGUCAUCUAUAAGGAUGCUCUGACACUACAGCGGGUGGUGUUCGAGAAGAAAAUGGAGUUGACUGCUGAGGGUACAAAUAAUGUCCCUGAUGUCAAAGCUUUGGUCCAGGAGCUUAUUCGGAACCUCUUUAUCUCCACUUACAACUCCCAGGAUGACGAGGGACGUUGCUAUAGUGACUCCUUUGCUGAACUGCCAGAACUGAUUGAAAGAGACAAAGCACCUGGUGAUGAGGAUCCCCCAGAGCGUUUAUUGACCUUUGACCAGAUCAAGAGAAAUAUUGACAGGGGACGAUACAGGAGAAUGGAUCGAUUCCAGGAAGACAUGUUCAAAGUGUUUGAGAAGGCCAGAAAAUUCAGUCGAAUUGAUUCUCAGCUGUAUGAAGAUGCAGUGGAAAUGCAAUUGCUAUUCAUCAAAAUUCGUGAUGAGCUUUGUAAAAAUGGAGAGCUCCUACUGACUCCUGCUCUGAGUUACACUGAGCGCCACCUGCAGAAUGCUCUGGAAACAGAGAAGAGAGAAAAACUUGCCAUAGAACAGAAAGAGGAUGAAGAGAAAAAGAAAGGAGGAGAGUCAGAAGAAAAGUUGGAAGAAGUGAAGCUGUCCUCAGAUGAGCCAAGUGAAAAUGAAAUUGUGUACAAAGAUCAGACGUACAAAAUUGGUGACUUUGUCUACAUUGAGCCCAGAGAGGAGAAUCUGGAACCACACAUCAUGGUAAUCGAGUCUUUCCAUGUAGAUGAGAAUGGUGCACGCAUGAUGAAAGGCAGCUGGUUUUAUCGUCCUCCAGAAACUUAUCACCUAGCGACGCGGAAGUUUCUAGAAAAGGAGGUAUUCAAGAGUGAUACAUCCCAUGGAAUCAGCAUGUCUCAGAUCAUGGGGAGAUGCUAUGUUAUGUUUGUCAAGGACUACUUUAAACUCAGGCCAGAGGGUUUACCUGACAGAGAUGUUUAUGUCUGUGAAUCCAGAUAUAAUGUCCGCAACAGGUGCUUUAAGAAAAUAAAGGUAUGGCAGGUACCACGAAAUGAUAGCAUUGGCAUUGUGCCUCGUGAUCUCCCAUUGGUGCCCAUUCGUGUUGCUUCUGUCUUUGCCACAAAAGAGCCCAGUGAGGUCAGGGAGCCAGAUGAUGGUGAUGUCAGCAUUCUAGAAAAAUUUCGAGAGAAUGUUUUGUCUGAGGCGGCACCAGAAGAUGGCAAUACCUACUAUGACCAGUAUAUUCACUCCACAGGAUGUUUGAAACUGGGAGACUGCGUGUAUGUUCGAUCAGACAGAGACUAUCCACUCAUUGCCAGAAUUGAUAAAAUCUGGACAACACCAGUAGGAGAUGCCUUUUUCCAUGGAUGCUGGUUUGUACGCCCUUCAGAAAUUGAGCAUUCACCAACUCGACUUUUCUAUAAACGGGAAGUCUUCCUGAGCUCCAUUGAAGACACAAAUCCACUAGAUAGCAUUAUUGGCAAGUGCUGUAUCUUGCAUAUCAAGGAGUAUUGCACCUCACGACCAACUGAGAUGCCAGAGUUUGACAUCUACAUCUGUGAGUCUAAGUACCAUGAGCUGGAGCACUCCAUCAAGCGCCUUGGCAAGGGACUGAAGAAACCUGCUUUAUCACAGAAAGUCACCGAUGAUGAAAUCUACUUCUUCAGAAAGCCAAUAACACUUCAGAAAGAACCAUCACCAUUACUCAUGCGAGCUCAUGAUGACCAGUCCUCAUUUCUGGACACGGAGAGCAUGAAAGAUGCGGAGGUGGACACCACUAGUGACAAUCUGAAUGCCUCUGUAGAGGAGGCCAUUCCACAGCCAGAAAAACCAGCUAAGAAGCAGAAAAGUGCAAGUGCAAGGCGACAGCCCAGUGGAUACAUUGUAUUUGCUGGUGAAAUCAGGAAGGCCAUACAGAAUGAAAACCCUGACAGCUCUUUUGGAGAUAUUAGCAGAAUAGUGGGGCUGAAGUGGCGCACAUUGUCCAAAGAAGACAAGGAAAAGUAUGAGGAAAGAGCCAAGAGAAUUGCAGAGGAUAUGGCAGCCAAGCAGCAGGAAGCAGAUCGUGCUUUUAAUGAUUCGCUCAACCGUUCCCAGUCUCCAUGGUCAGAUGUCGGCCACUCUUCUCCCAGUGCAUCUUCUGCAGGGAGACCUAACACUCCAGGUAGUAUGCAAGCUGACAUGGAUGGGCUGUAUCCUGCAGGCUACAACCCUCCAUUCCAAGGCGGCUACCCAGCUUACCCUGGCACUCCUGGGGGCCCACCACCACCCCCAGGGUACCCCACUCCCUCUCUUCCUCCCCAGGCCCAGCAAGGAGGCGGGUACAGCGUUCCCAUGCAAGCGGCCGCGUACCCGCAUCAUCAUCAGCACCAGCAGCAACAACAGCAACGUAUGAUGGGCUCACCAUACAGCCACUACCCCCCAGCCCAGGGUCAGAGCCCACUGCAGACUAGCCCCCAUCCCCCAAGCAUGCAUCUUUACCCUAACAUGCCCCUCGGGCCUGUCAGUCCCCAAGGAGCCAAUGGCAUGCCCUCCCCUGGAGGGCAUACUAUGUUGCCACCUGGUGCCCUGGGGCACACAGCGUUGCCAGGUCAGGGUAUGGUGCCUCCACAGCCCCCAAGGCCUCCAUCACCUAUGUUUGUUACAGUACCUCCACGAACACAGCGUCUUCUGCAUUCAGAAGCUUAUCUCAAGUACAUUGAAGGGCUGAAUGUUGAGAACCGCACAAUCAGUAACUUCAAGAAGACUCUGAUUGCAACACCAGAGAAUACCCCAACGCCUAAUGAAACACGUCUACCCACCCACUGGUUGGCCCAAGGAGCUGGUUACCAUGGUAGUGUGACCAAUGCUUUGUGGGCGCUGCGGGACUUGAUGCUUAAGGACACACUCUCCAUUGCACGUACCAUUCCCUUCGAAGACUUGUAGUGAGGUGCACCAGCUCAGUAAGCCAUCAGGACAGUUGCAGCUAGUUUUGUACUUUAAAAGAGAUUUUUCCAUAUUGACUUCUAGAAAGGGAGUACUAGUUAUGCAGUUUUUAUCUUGCAUCACAGUUGUUUUAUACACCAGAUAUCACCUUAUAAACUAUGAAUAUCAAAGGUUUUUAUGGUGUCUGAAAACUUCUUUUGUAUAAAUUUAAUUUUGUUCUUAAACAAGAAUGUGUCUGAUUACAUUUUUAAAGUUUUUUUUUUAAAAUACCACCUGUCACCAUGACUGACUGUUUGGCUCCCAAAGUUGGAAAUGGUAACAAGUAAAUGUGUCACUUGACUUAAUACUAGUCAAAAUUGUGCUUACAAAGAUCUGAGAAGUUCUAGAAAUGAAGAGAAAGAAAAUGGGAAGAAAUACAUGUGAGCCCUGAGUUAACUGCACCUAUCACCAUUAAUGUAUUUCUUUGGCUUUUACCUUUAAUGUAGCAGCUUUUGGAAAAAUCUUGCAGCUGUAAGAUGUAUGGGCAGCUGUCAAGUGUAGUGCAUCUAGAAAAGCCAGCAGUUACAAGCUGUAGGGAAGGUGUGACUGAAGGGUAACUUGCUGGGGAGUGAGGGGUAGGGAAACGCGCACAGAAAAGUUUGCAGAGAUCUUCAGCACCAAAUGUUGCCAGUACAUUCAUAAUAUUAUUCUGAUCAAAUGUGAUGCAAUUCAUUUUGACUAUUAAUUAACUCUGAAUGCUGCAUUGGCAGACCACAGAAACAGCAAGGCGACAUGUUAUAGUGGUUACCAUCGUUCAUUAUGUUGCAUUAUGGUCAGUACUAGAGUCUUAUAAUCACUGUAUAGUGAUGCUGCUCUUUGUUUUGUAUAUAUCAUAUAUUGUCAUUCAUAAUUUGCUAAGGGACAGAAGGGUGAAGGGAGGGUAUUCACUGCAAGUAAAUAAAUGUAUGUACUUUAAAA
Pomacea canaliculata is the source of this 6173-nucleotide messenger RNA. RefSeq names its product protein polybromo-1-like. Gene Ontology annotation, cellular component: RSC-type complex. NCBI's taxonomy places the organism in Eukaryota, Metazoa, Mollusca, Gastropoda, Architaenioglossa, Ampullariidae. Gene Ontology annotation, molecular function: chromatin binding; protein binding. The transcript is spliced from 40 exons. Gene Ontology annotation, biological process: chromatin remodeling. The record is from RefSeq and is a predicted model, not a curated record. The coding region runs from base 420 to 5216 and encodes 1598 amino acids.